AAACAUUUCGAUUUUAUUGUUAAAUCAUGUCCGUGCGCCUGUCUCCAUCCAAGCCCUUGUUCCCCCGACGCGUCGCGGCUGACAGAUCCACGGGCUGGGCGGUGCGUGGCACCACGUGACCCAGCUCCGAGGAGGCGAAGCUUCAUAAGACUGAAGGCACAAAGAGAAGGACAGGAGGAGAGGCUGGAGGCAGCAGCAGCAACCUGUGUCCACGGAGGAGGCGCGCCGACCAGGAACACUUCUCCAGACAUCCCACAAACUUCUCCGACACGAAGAAGAGACAGAGACAACCCUGAAACAAGUGAUGGUGUGACCCGACGCAGAAACGCCAUCUGUUCCUCCUUGAAGUCGCAUCUUUGGAGAGAUGCGCUUCUGACUUGGAUUUACGCGCGGUGAGACAGGACGGUUCUGCACACGCGGGAGAAUUAUGUAAGGUUGUCCGGACAUCUUAGACUGCAGCAUUACCCUCAGACACAGCCAUGAAAUCCGUGCUCGAUGGUGUGGCGGACACCACCUUCCGGACUAUCACAUCUGGCUUACAGUAUCUGAGCUCCAACGAUGCCAACUAUGACAACCCCAUCGGCGAUGCAGACUUCAAGGGCAGCUUCUCCAUGCAGAAGCCCCUGUCUGCUUUCCGCAGCAACUCCUUCCCCAACAAAGUACCUGCCGAUGAAGAGCUCAUCCUGAAGGGCGUCCCGUUCUUCCCCACCAAUGCUACAGACGUGUUUGGCAACCGGAGCACGAUCAGAGAUGAGACUAACAUACAAUGUGGGGAGAACUUCAUGGACAUGGAGUGCUUCAUGAUUCUCACCCCCAGCCAGCAGCUGGCCGUGGCUGUGAUGUCUCUGACUCUGGGCACCUUCACGGUGCUGGAGAACCUGGUGGUGCUCUGCGUCAUACUGCAGUCCCGCACCCUCCGCUGCCGGCCCUCCUACCACUUCAUCGGCAGUCUGGCUGUGGCUGACCUUCUGGGCAGUGUGAUCUUUGUCUACAGCUUUUUGGACUUCCACGUCUUCUACAGGAAGGACAGCCCCAAUGUUUUCCUUUUCAAGCUGGGCGGGGUCACGGCGUCGUUCACGGCGUCGGUCGGAAGCCUUUUCCUCACCGCAAUCGACCGCUACAUCUCCAUCCACCGGCCCCUCGCCUACAGGCGCAUCGUGACGCGGACCAAGGCUGUCAUAGCCUUCAUCAUGAUGUGGGCCAUCUCCAUCAUCAUCGCAGUGCUACCUCUGCUGGGCUGGAACUGUAAACGACUCAAUUCUGUUUGCUCAGACAUCUUCCCCCUCAUUGACGAGAACUACCUGAUGUUCUGGAUCAGUGUAACCAGCGUGCUGGUUCUGUUCAUCAUCUACGCCUACAUUUACAUUCUGUGGAAAGCUCACCACCACGCUGUGCGCAUGCUGAGCCGUGCCUCCCAGAAGAGCCUCGUGGUCUACUCAGCAGAUGGGACUAAAGUGCAGACGACGCGCCCCGAUCAGGCGCGCAUGGACAUCCGUCUGGCUAAGACCCUAGUGCUUAUCCUGGUGGUGCUGGUGAUCUGCUGGGGCCCGUUGCUCGCCAUCAUGGUCUACGACCUCUUCUGGAGGAUGGACGACGACAUCAAGACGGUGUUUGCGUUCUGCAGCAUGCUCUGCCUGCUCAACUCCACCGUCAACCCCAUCAUCUACGCCUUGAGGAGCAAGGACUUGCGGCACGCCUUCCUCAGCUCGUGCAACGCGUGCAGGAGCAACACCCAGCAGCUGGACAACAGCCUGGAGUCGGACUGCCAGAACAGGAACGCACACAUUUCUGCCAACAGGGCUGCAGAGAGCUGCGUGAAGACCACUGUGAAAAUAGCCAAAGUAACAAUGUCCGUGUCCACCGAAACCUCUGCAGAAGCUGUCUAACUAGCCAUGGUGGGGGGGAUAAAAUGUGUAAAUGUCAUCACACAAUGCCAUUCUGCACAAAACAACAGAGGCUAUACGUAUUCAAGAGAAGUCCUCUUCACAUUAAGGCUUGGGUGGCGCCAUAACUUUAUGUUUGUCUAUCUAUAAGAACAAGGUGUGCCAAAGUGCCAAAUGGUAUUGCAAGACCUCUGAAAGGACUCAACUGGAAAUGAGUAUAUGAAAGACUAUCAUAAGUCUGCUGUUUACCAUAGACUUCAUGAUACCCAGUUAGUAAAGGCAUAUUAUAUUUUUGUACUGUGAUUUCAGGUUUAAAAAAACUAUAUCUUCAUUUAUGGGAAAAGGGGCUACUGACAUUUUUAAGUAGAGAUGUUUUACAGCGUCAUUUAGGACUUAACAUGUGUCUUGCACGGUAAAAACAGCCCAACGUUGCAACGCCUUGACUUUCUACAGGCUUCAUGUUGCGCACGUUGGACUUUUCUAUAAAGAUAAGAAAAAUGCAGUCAGUUAAACGUUCCUUUCGAAUUUGCCAUGAAACGUGUCACUUUUCUCUGUGUCCUGACGUCGCUCCACGAGUGGCCAAAAGAAUUUUCAGACGCGACGAGUCAAUGAAAAAAAAAAAAAAAACUAACUAAAGGGGCGAGUGAAACGGACGCACAGCUUCGAGUUUAUGUAUUUCGAGACGGUACUUUUCGUGGCAGAGUGCUUUCUUUUUUGUUUUCUUGCUGGCUGUUGUACUUGCUGGGUACCGUGACUUUAUUCAAACGUGCACCCGACAAAUGUACAGUGAUUUUCUUGCAAAGCGAAGCGUUCCGGUUGAGUCCUUCGUGACGCAAACGCCAAGAUUUUGUUCAAAGCUUGAGGAGACGCAGUGUGCUGGUCACUACUGCGGUACCCUGAAGACUAUAGCUGCUUUCAUCCCAUGUAUGACUUUACUGGACGUGUGUGAUUCCUUGUGACUUGGUGUUUCGAACCCCAAAGCCUUUUCUUUUUACUGUUGCGGUGAGCUGUUUUAGUGCCACUGUUCCAACAGUGGGGAUGGACGGGCAUCAUUUUGCAAAACAAAAACAAAAAAGAAACCCGUGCACAGAGCUAGUGACGUAGUUUUGGCGUAACUCUGAAUACAAAAAAAAUUAAAUAUGUCUGCUGUUAAUUUGUUACUUCUUAAAACAAAGGUCUUUAACUGGUCACUUGAAUGGAAGUUUGUGUGGGAAAAACUACACAGAGCUGAAAAAAACAAAGGAAAAAAAACGAACCUUACAGUGAGAAGAUGUGAUUUUUUUUUUCUAAUAGAUUUUGUAGUACUUUCAAUCUAGAAAACCUCACAGCACAAUGGUUCUGUAGACAUUUAUCUCGGUGUGAAGUUAUCCAAACAGCUGUUUAUCAGUAACGCUUUGCUGCCUCAGUGUAAUUUUAAAUAUUCAAGGUCAAAAUGUCAACUGUUAAGUGGCUUCUGUAUAUUGGUGGCAUAAUGAGAAAUCUAUGACUUCAGAAAUCAAACAGUCAAGUGUUUUUACUAUUGCUGUGUUCAAACCUUUUGAAUAAAGUUCCAGCUGGUGUCGUUG
Nematolebias whitei (Rio pearlfish) is the source of this 3448-nucleotide messenger RNA. It is a transcript of the gene cnr1, whose product is annotated as cannabinoid receptor 1. The record is from RefSeq and is a predicted model, not a curated record. The transcript is spliced from 2 exons. Gene Ontology annotation, molecular function: cannabinoid receptor activity. Bases 480 to 1886 code for a protein of 468 amino acids. Lineage: Eukaryota; Metazoa; Chordata; Actinopteri; Cyprinodontiformes; Rivulidae. Gene Ontology annotation, biological process: G protein-coupled receptor signaling pathway. Gene Ontology annotation, cellular component: membrane.